ACACCCGCUUGGUGCGUUCGCCUGUUCGCGUGCUGAUUGAACAAACAUUUGGUCUGUGCCCGUAGCUCGCGCGUUAAUAAAAAAAAAAAACACAUUACGUUUUUUUUUAUCUGUGAUGACGAUGGCGGGUUCAUGCAUAUUUUAAAACUAUAUAUUUUUUUGGAUGUGUUAAUUAAACAUGAUGAAAUAGUAUAAAGUGAAAAUAAAUUGUAAAUAUUUAAUGUGAAACUUAAUGUGUUAGUGUAACGUUAAUUAAAUUUUCCAAAGCUUUUCAAUUUUGCGGCGAUAACGAAACACAGGUGAAGUCGACAUGACGACGGACAACGCGUUGAAUUCCCAACGAGUGUUCAGGAAAUCAUCGCCGAACGCGAAGCUGACGAUGUACCUCGCUUCGCGCGAUCUCAUCGUCGAGAACGGUGUCAUCGACAGGAUACAGGGUGUGAUACAAGUCGAGCCAGAUGCCUUGUUGGAUAAUAAAAAGUUAUACGGACAAGUUACUUUAACAUUCAGAUACGGACGAGAAGACGAGGAGGUUAUGGGACUCAAAUUUUGCAACGAAGCCAUAAUGAGCUUGGCACAAAUAUGGCCUAUACAUUGCAACCACGAACGAGAGCCUAACACCCCACUACAGGAUGCUCUCAUAAAGCGGUUGGGUGCGAACACAUAUCCUUUUCAAUUGGAGCUGACUCCGCUCGCGCCACCUAGCGUCCAGCUGGUACCAGCUAAGCAGUACAACGGAGCACCCAUUGGUACUUCAUAUGACGUUCGAGCUUUUGUUGCAGAACGAGCUGACGAGAAGGUAUCUCGACGGAAUACUGUCCGUAUGGGCAUCCGAGUGCUCCAAGGUCCCGGUCGGCAGUUACCCCCCGCGUCACUGCCUCCCAACUCGUCGCAUCGUAUGUUCAGCGUUCUUACGAAUCACAGAGAUGAGAGCUCGGAGACGCCAGCACAAAUCCUAGUGCGAGAUCUAAAGUCUCUCUCAGCUAAAUCUAUGCUCAAAAAUAAAAUAAAAUUGGAAUCGGACGAGAAUUGCUGCCCAAAGAAGGAAACUGAGUACGUGGUACCAGUGCCGCCGCGGGUAACCGUCGAGAAGCCCUUCAUAUUAUCCGAUGGAAGAGUGGAGCUUGAAGCGUGGUUGGAUAAAGCGACGUAUUAUCACGGAGAAUCGGUAAAAUGCAGUGUUGUUAUCGCCAACCAUUCGUCCAAAACUGUACGAGGUAUAAAGACACUGGUGAUACAACACGUGGACGUGUGUAUGUUCUCCAAUGGAAAGUUCAAGAAUGUUGUAGCGUCUGUAAAGUGUAUAGGUACCCGCGUCAGACCUGGACAACGACUCACAGAGACUUUCAAUUUGUUGCCUGACAGAGGCGUCACCAAAAACUGGAUAGCUUUAGAGGACUCAUAUUCAAAAACCGGCGCAAGUCUUGCAUCGACAGUCGUUUGCAGUAACUCUCCCGAAGACCGCAACGUAUUUGCCAUUUACGUAUCCUAUUACGUUAAAGUCAAAUGCAUACUCAGUAAAAUGGGAGGUGAUUUAUCUGUCAAACUUCCGUUUAUUCUCACACACUCUUGUCAUAGCGAGGCACCAGUUGAAACCGUCACAGAAGAUACAUCCCCCAAAGUAAUUUUAGAAGGCAAAGAAAACAGCGAUGACGAUUCAUCGUGUAAUUUAACGGUCACAGAAAAUCGAAAUAAAGAUAGUGUCGUUUGUUGUCAACCUGGCAAAAGUCAAGAAGACAAAUGUGAAGAAAAAAUUGACAAUGAAGAUACUGAAGUGAAAUCUCCCGAAGAUCAUCGCUGUAUUGCUGAUGUACUAGUCAAUAUAGAGAAUAAAAUAGAAAGACCCAAGGUAUUUGAAGGGACUGAGGUGCGUCUGGCUAAGCCUGAUGAAGAAUUGGACCUUAUCGUGAAAUACCACGGUUCAGAUACGUGAUCCGAUGAAGAAUUAAAUAUAGAUAAAGGUGAUAAAAAGACUGAAGAACCAGAAAAGCCAGUGAUUAUUGCCGAUUGCAAGAAAGAGGUCCAAAUUAAUAAAAGUGGUUUUGCGGAGAAUUUGAAGCGGGCUGUUUGUUGUAUAGACAGAAGAAGGCACUCAUAGCCGAUGGAGAGUGUAUUGAACUAUAUCGACACAUCACAUAACUACUUUAAUGUGUUUUUAUGUGUCACAGUUAUAACCACAGUUAACAUGGUACAUAUGUGUGUUCAAGCAACUGAGUGGAAGUUUAAAAGACAUAUUAUUAUAAUUAGUUUUAAUCAGUAAAAUUUAGAUCUUUUGACAAUUGUAUUCAUAGAAGGUGAAAUCGAAAUGAUUAGCUUUCAACUAUUGAAACUGAACAUCUCAUGAAACUAAAUGAGACGUGGACGGAAAGAAUAAAAAGUUUAAGUCCCAUAUACUAACUUAACAAUGCAUCUAGUUAGCGUUGGUAUGGGUGGCUCAAAUUUUUUGUCAUUUUUUUAAACCAUAUUGUUUUAAGAAAAAGGUUCGGGUUUAAACGUUUCCUUAAAAGAAUAUUCAAGAUACUGAUUUUAUCUUUUCUUUUAUCAAUAUAUAUAUUAUAUUAAUAAUAUUUGUUUAUUACUAUUAUUAUAGAUAUAUUAUUAUAACAGUGAAUGCUAUAACAGAAAUUUUUCUUGCAUAAAAUUAUACUUUUUAAAUGAUUAUAUAAAAAUGUAGAUAUGUACUAACGGCGUCAAUCUAAAUUGGUCUGAAAUGAACGAAUUGCUAAUCUAGUCAUUUAGAAUGUGUUACUCUAAUUAGGUAUCUAACCUAUAAUGUUAGUAAAUAUUCUAAUGUUUACAAAAUAAGACCACUCAUGCCUGCUUUUAGUUUUCAUAUUUGAAUGUAUGUUAUAUUUGAAUAUUUCUAAAUAAUUAAUAAGUAAAUAGAACAUUUUAAAUUUGUAAUUUUAUUGAAUUUGAAAAUAUUAUAUUAAACAAUUAACAGUAAGUGUAUAAUAUCCACAAAUAUAUUUAUUUAAUUUGACAACAAUAAAAAAAAAUAUUAAAUUAGGCAUCUCAAAUAUUCACAAUACGAGACAAAAAUAUAAUAUAUCCAAUUUAGAUGCACUUUUGUAAUUAAAUUAAAUUUACUGUAAAUGUAUAAUUUUUCAAAAAAUUUACAUUACUUAUUGGAAACAAAAGCAUGAUUUUGGUCAAUUAGAUAUAAGGUCUUUGUCAGAAGACUUGGCCAGUGCCGAAAAUGAAGCCUGAAUGGAUAUUACGCUUAUUAAAUUGUAGUCUGUGUUAGUAUUAAAUUGUGUAGAAACAUGUUCCUUUCAUUUCUGUAUCAUAUUUUUAAAAUUAAAUUAAUUGUUAUG
Molecule: messenger RNA, 3317 nt
Organism: Galleria mellonella (greater wax moth)
Lineage: Eukaryota; Metazoa; Arthropoda; Insecta; Lepidoptera; Pyralidae
Product: arrestin homolog
Exons: 12
Coding region: 311-1933 (540 amino acids)
Biological process (GO): signal transduction; G protein-coupled receptor internalization
Cellular component (GO): cytoplasm
Molecular function (GO): G protein-coupled receptor binding
Source: RefSeq, a predicted model, not a curated record